This is a messenger RNA of Apaloderma vittatum (bar-tailed trogon), 781 nucleotides long. It is a transcript of the gene YIPF5, whose product is annotated as Yip1 domain family, member 5. Gene Ontology annotation, cellular component: membrane; trans-Golgi network. Lineage: Eukaryota; Metazoa; Chordata; Aves; Trogoniformes; Trogonidae. The record is from RefSeq and is a predicted model, not a curated record. The coding region runs from base 37 to 645 and encodes 202 amino acids. The transcript has 4 exons. Gene Ontology annotation, biological process: endoplasmic reticulum to Golgi vesicle-mediated transport; regulation of ER to Golgi vesicle-mediated transport; vesicle fusion with Golgi apparatus.
GAGUACUCCCAGCAGAGCGGAUUUGUUCCUCCCGACAUGAUGCAGCAGCAGCCUUACACAGGGCAGAUUUACCAGCCGACACAGACGUACACUCCAACUUCAGCACAGUCUUUUUAUGGAAGUAAUUUUGAGGAUGAGCCUCCUCUAUUAGAAGAAUUGGGGAUCAAUUUCGACCACAUCUGGCAGAAGACCCUAACGGUGCUGCACCCUCUGAAAGUAGCAGAUGGCAGCAUCAUGAAUGAGACUGACUUGGCCGGACCGAUGGUCUUCUGCCUGGCUUUUGGAGCCACGUUAUUGCUGGCUGGAAAAAUUCAGUUUGGUUACGUGUACGGCAUCAGUGCCAUCGGAUGUUUAGGGAUGUUUUGUCUCCUCAACUUAAUGAGCAUGACGGGUGUGUCGUUCGGCUGCGUUGCCAGUGUCCUCGGAUACUGUCUUCUUCCUAUGAUCCUGCUUUCCACUUUCGCCAUCGUGUUUUCGUUGCAGGGAAUGACGGGAAUUAUUCUCACGGCUGGAAUCAUCGGCUGGUGCAGCUUUUCUGCUUCCAAAAUCUUUAUUUCUGCCUUAGCAAUGGAAGGACAACAACUUCUAGUAGCAUACCCCUGUGCUUUACUGUACGGAGUCUUUGCUCUCAUUUCCGUGUUUUGAAAGGACUGUCCCAGCGCUUGGACUCUGGGCCAAAACGAAACCGUCAACCUGGAACGUUUAGUUGGGCCAGAAGCAGCUGCAGACAGCUGUGUCGUGUUGCUGUCACCAACCCUACACCUGUUUUGAAUCAGCUGGA